Messenger RNA from Equus caballus (horse), 923 nucleotides. The record is from RefSeq and is a predicted model, not a curated record. NCBI's taxonomy places the organism in Eukaryota, Metazoa, Chordata, Mammalia, Perissodactyla, Equidae.
GCUGUCCCGGCGCCUGGGGGCGCGCGACCUGCGGCAGCGGCGGCGGAUGCCCUGCGGGGAGACUGAGGCCCAGGUCGAGCGGGGCUCUGAAGGCCCUUGGUCCCGGCUUGUGAGGCGCCGGGAGGGCAUGGGCUCCAAGGCCAAGAAACGCGUGGUGCUGCCCACCCGUCCGGCGCCCCCCACGGUGGAGCAGAUCCUGGAGGACGUACGGGGGGCGCCCGCCGCGGACCCCGUCUUCACCGCCCUGGCCCUGGAAGACCCCCCAGGCCCCUCCGAGAGGGCCGAGGACGGCGAGGCCGGGCGGGAGCAGCUCUACCAGCAGAGCCGGGCCUACGUGGCCACGAACCAGCGGCUGCAGCGGGCCGGUGACGGGCUGAAGGCGCAGUGCGAGGGCCUGCGGCGGGCGGGCGCGGAGCUGCAGGCGGAUGUCGGCCACGUGAAACAGGUGGCGCUGCGGGGGGCUGCGGCCGCCUCCUUGGGCUGACCUGGCCUCCGGCUCUCUGGGGACAGCCCCCACGGCUCGCCGGAACCUGCCGCCCUCCCCAGGACACCUGAGUGGCCGCCCCUCGGACAUGGGCCCUGAGCCCCAGAAGCGGAUGCCAGGCUUUCUGUUCUGUGGCCUGGGCACACCCUGGUCCCCGGAGAAGCCAAGGGACAGAGCCCGCGGGGGCUGUGGGUGCAGCAGGGACGGCUCAGUGUGUGGCGGGUGCACCUGCCUUGGCGGCACAGACCCUCCCCAGGGUCGGGUCCGGGACCCUGCAGAUGCGCUCCCCCCAGGGCUUCCCUCCUGGGACCCUGAUCACCGUCGAGCCCAGACUGCACUUCUCGGGGGUCCCAGCACCGAGGGCCGGUCUGUCCAUUCUCCUCCCGUCCUCUGUGACCCUGCUUCCCCGUCAUCCCAUUAAACUGAGCUGGCAGGACCA